AUGAAAGCAGUCGUGACAAAUCGGUUCCUGCCCAGGCGUUUGCUGAGCCUGGCUCUAGGUAGUGCGCUUGGACAGGGUGCGCAAGUCAAAGACGUCUCGAUUCCGGAAAUCAAGGAAAACGAAGUUUUGGUCAAAGUACGUGCCGUUGCAUUGAACCCUAUAGACUUCAAAGAUAUCGACUUCAUCUCCCCACGGAAUUCUGGGAUCGGCUGCGACUAUGCCGGCGAAGUGGCUAAAGUCGGGAAAAAUUCUGGACAGCGCUGGAAAGUUGGAGAUAAAAUCGCUGGCUUCGUUCACGGCGGUUUGUAUCCUGACAUCGGCUCAUUCGCUGAAUAUCUCAAAAUCGAUGGGGACCUCGCCUGGAAGGUACCCGAAGAGAUGACUCUUGGCGAGGCUGCUACGUAUGGAGUCCCAGCUGCUACCGCCAUGCUUGGCCUUUCUUAUCUUGAUGUCUCUUGGGCAGACGUCCAGAAUGGUCGCGACCUUGGAGAAGAGCGCCCACCAAUUUUCAUCUAUUCGGGAGGCUCUAAUGUUGGACUUUUCGCAAUUCAACUAGCGAAGAGAGCGGGUUAUAAUGUCAUUGCUACGGCCUCGCCCCGUUCCUUUGAUCUUGCCAAGCGUUAUGGUGCCGAUGCCGUAUAUGACUAUAAGUCUUCUACAGCAGUUGCCGAAAUCAAGAAAGCUUAUCCAAAUAUAACGAGGGCCCUGGAUUGUUUUUCGGAAGGCGCUUCAGCCACAUUUUGUGCCGAUUUGCUGAAAGAGGGCAAGGUUGUUACCCUUCUUGACCAAGGAAAGUCGAAGAAGCCAAACGUCACUUACAAAUUCCUUAUGGUCUAUACUGUCUUCGGCCAAGACUUCCAGUUGAUGGCGCCGAUCGGCCCAGUUUUCAAGGCUCUGCCGUCGGAUCGUGACGUUUUAAGCCAGUUUUACGGUAGCUUGUCAACCUUGAGCCUUACCGCUGUAAGGCCUCCACCGAUUACGAGGAUCAAUGGCGGGUUCAAGGAGAUAUUUGAAGGCCUGGAAACACUUCGAAAGGGCCAAGCACGCGGCACAAAGCUGGUCGUGGAGUUUGACUGA
Molecule: messenger RNA, 1077 nt
Organism: Penicillium antarcticum
Lineage: Eukaryota; Fungi; Ascomycota; Eurotiomycetes; Eurotiales; Aspergillaceae
Product: zinc-binding alcohol dehydrogenase family protein
Exons: 1
Coding region: 1-1077 (358 amino acids)
Molecular function (GO): oxidoreductase activity, acting on NAD(P)H
Source: RefSeq, a predicted model, not a curated record